Messenger RNA from Lepisosteus oculatus (spotted gar), 2290 nucleotides. RefSeq names its product ELOVL fatty acid elongase 7a (gene elovl7a). Gene Ontology annotation, cellular component: endoplasmic reticulum membrane; endoplasmic reticulum. Gene Ontology annotation, molecular function: fatty acid elongase activity. Gene Ontology annotation, biological process: fatty acid elongation, polyunsaturated fatty acid; fatty acid elongation, monounsaturated fatty acid; very long-chain fatty acid biosynthetic process. NCBI's taxonomy places the organism in Eukaryota, Metazoa, Chordata, Actinopteri, Semionotiformes, Lepisosteidae. The record is from RefSeq and is a predicted model, not a curated record.
CGGAAUCUUUAGUGGUGGCAACUUUAAUCAGUAACCAGUGUAUUGAUUCUGUUGCUCUCCCUGGGUGUAAGUAGCUACACCUUCGAUAUUUCCUGUUCUGCAAGGUGAAAAGAAAGAUUAUCACCGCAACAUGUAACCAGUGCUAUGGAGUGACAGUGAAAGGCAAACUAGUCAGGACGUAAUUUAAGAGAUCUUGUCCAGCAUUGUAAGAGGUGCAGACUCCAGUGAAGAUGGCAUUUGAGUGGACAUCAAGAGCUGUACUUCUUUAUGACGAGUGGAUCAAAGAUGCUGACCCUAGGACAGAAGAUUGGCCCCUCAUGUCUUCUCCACUCCUUCAGACUCUCAUUAUUGGCAUGUACAUUUACUUUGUAACGUCUCUGGGCCCCAGGCUCAUGGAAAACCGGAAACCUUUUGACCUCAAGCAGAUCAUGAUUGCCUACAACUUCAGCAUAGUUGUCUUCUCUGUAUACAUGUGUUAUGAGUUCCUAAUGUCUGGCUGGGCUACAGGAUACUCGUUCCGCUGCGACAUUGUGGAUUACUCAAGUUCACCCCAAGGCCUGAGGAUGGCAUGGACCUGCUGGCUUUACUACUUUUCCAAGUUCAUUGAGAUGUUAGAUACAAUCUUCUUUGUACUCCGGAAGAAGAACAGCCAAGUCACUUUCCUCCAUGUCUAUCAUCACUCAAUUAUGCCCUUCACCUGGUGGUUUGGUGUCAAGUUUGCUCCAGGUGGACUGGGAACAUUUCAUGCACUUGUGAACUGCAUUGUUCAUGUAAUAAUGUACACAUACUAUGGUCUGUCUGCAAUGGGACCAGCAUACCAGAAAUACUUGUGGUGGAAAAAAUACAUGACCACAAUUCAGCUGGUCCAGUUUGUGACGGUCACAGUCCAUAUUGGGCAGUUCUUUUUCAUGAAAGAUUGCCCUUACCAGUUUCCUGUUUUCCUUUACAUUAUAUGCCUCUAUGGGUUAGUCUUUUUAGUGCUGUUUCUUAACUUCUGGUACUAUGCUUACACCAAAGGCUAUCGACUUCCAAAAGCCAUAAAUAACAAUGUGCGUGAAAAGAAAGGGCAGUAAAGACUUUGACCACCAACCAAUUCUUUAUGCUGUAGACAAUCUCCAAAGCAAUAUGUAAUGAGCAGUACUGUGCAUUUUUAUACCUUUCAUGAAGUAUUUGAUUAUAGAUUUUUAUAUCUUGAAAAUUUUGAACAAUUGCCAGUUACCAAAGUAAAGAACCAAGAUUUUUUUCCAUUUUAUUUUAAAUAGGAAACUAUAGAUGAGUUUUGAAUGGAGUUCUCACCUUUUUUUCCAGUUUCAUUAAAUGGUCAAGGCAAUAGCAGCUACUGUAAACGCCUGAACCUCACAGACUUAAGUUUGUUCACACUACAGGGUUCUUACUGAGAUGUGUUUUCUAAGUAAUAUGUAUGUUUCUGGGGUAAUGGCUGGAACUGCCGGCUUCCUCUUCUUUAGCAUUUUUAUAUUAAAACAAAUCUGUAAAUUGUAAACUUUGUGAAUAGGGUAGCUUCAUUGAGUAAAUUAAAGCAAGCAUUAACGUUAGCCUGUGAAACUUGAAAUUGCUUUGUACUUCACUGAUAGUCUGAAUGGGCAUAGAAAUGUUCUCCUGGAAAUUUGCCUCAUGGAGAUUGGAAAGCCAAGAGUGAAAGGGGUUUUAUUCCCCAUUUUCCAGAGAACAGUGAUAGUGGCAUUGCACAGAUUUCACUUUUUGAAGUCCUUUCUGUGAUGAAGUUAUGACUAGACACCACUGUACUCUGAACUUCUUCACACAGCAAAUCUGAUCAUUCAACUGUGCUUGCGGAUUAAUUUAUGCAAAAUAAUGCUACUCAAAACGUUAAAGGAAAAGCGUUACUGAAUAAGAUCAGGUUCUCAUUCAUUGCUUUUUUUGGUGGCUAAUCAAACAAGACCUAUUUUACUCAGUUGUUUUGCAUUGAUCCAUAAGUAGACAAGCAUGUAAUUUAAUGGUUUUGUUCUUGCAGGAACCAGGCAUGAAUUUAAGUCUUUUACUCUAGUCAUGCACACAUGGUGAAUGAGGGCAAGGAAAUAAUACUGUCAACAUGUUUUGGCAGAUUCCAUGCAUAGUCUUUAACACACAUGAAACUAUUUUCAGAUUUGUUGGUCAGUGCAUCAUCAUGGACCUUAAUGUAUCUUUACUUGCCAAUGUCAGUGUAGUCAUGAAUGUCUUUUGCUGUAGACAUGAUACCACCUUUAAUAUUGUAAAAAAUAGGUUUAUUUUUUGUAUGUAUAUUUAUGUGCCAAAAUAAAUGAUUUAAAAUAUU